Messenger RNA from Nomascus leucogenys (northern white-cheeked gibbon), 2747 nucleotides. RefSeq names its product solute carrier family 23 member 3 (gene SLC23A3). Gene Ontology annotation, cellular component: membrane. The record is from RefSeq and is a predicted model, not a curated record. Gene Ontology annotation, molecular function: transmembrane transporter activity. Gene Ontology annotation, biological process: transmembrane transport. NCBI's taxonomy places the organism in Eukaryota, Metazoa, Chordata, Mammalia, Primates, Hylobatidae.
CCACACUGAGCCCACAAGUUUCAUUUUGAAGUAGUCCAGGGGCCUUGGUUCUGAAAGGGGUGAGGACUGUGUAUCAAAUAGUGAUGGUUUUAAAUGGGAGGGAAUAAAGUCUGCAAAAUUUCCCCGGAUUAUUUUGAAGAGCUCCUCUCCUCCCCACCCCUCCUAUCCUACUUUCUACAGCCUGGUCUAGGGGCAGGAAAUCUGGAAGAAGAUUCUCGGGGGAGGGCCCCAGAACUCAGCUCCCCAGUUAAUGGCUGAUGGAAUUUGCACAACAGCUGGGCAAAGGUGAAGGGGCGGUGCCCUGCCCCAAAUUCCUUAUACCUUUGCUCCGCUUCAUUGACACCCCCACCUUCUCCCCACCCCAGACUUCACCCAAACUCUGACCUCUUACUCUCUCUACUUAACUCUGGUCCCGGGCAGCCAAGACAAAGCGAAAGGCAAGGCAGCAUGAGCCGAUCACCCCUCAAUCCCAGCCAACUCCAAUCAGUGGGCUCCCAGGAUGCCCUGGCCCCCUUGCCUCCACCUGCUCCCCAGAUUCCCUCCACCCACUCUUGGGACCCUUUGUGUGGAUCUCUGCCUUGGGGCCUCAGCUGUCUUCUGGCUCUGCAGCAUGUCUUGGUCAUGGCUUCUCUGCUCUGUGUCUCCCACCUGCUCCUGCUUUGCAGUCUCUCCCCAGGAGGACUCUCUUACUCCCCUUCUCAGCUCCUGGCCUCCAGCUUCUUUUCAUGUGGUGUGUCUACCAUCCUGCAAACUUGGAUGGGCAGCAGGCUGCCUCUUAUCCAGGCUCCAUCCUUAGAGUUCCUUAUCCCUGCUCUGGUGCUGACCAGCCAGAAGCUACCUCUGGCCAUCCAGACACCUGGAAACUGUGAGCACAGAGCAAGGGCAAGGGCCUCCCUCAUGCUGCACCUGUGUAGGGGACCUAGCUGCCAUGGCCUGGGGCAGUGGAACACUUCUCUCCAGGAGGUGUCCGGGGCAGUGGUAGUAUCUGGGCUGCUGCAGGGCAUGAUGGGGCUGCUGGGGAGUCCCGGCCGCGUGUUCCCCCACUGUGGGCCCCUGGUGCUGGCUCCCAGCCUGGUUGUGGCAGGGCUGUCUGCCCACAGGGAGGUAGCCCAGUUCUGCUCCACUCACUGGGGGUUGGCCUUGCUGGUUAUCCUGCUCAUGGUGGUCUGUUCUCAGCACCUGGGCUCCUGCCAGUUUCAUGUGUGCCCCUGGAGGCGAGCUUCAACUUCAUCAACUCACACUCCUCUCCCUGCCUUCCGGCUCCUCUCAGUGCUGAUCCCAGUGGCCUGUGUGUGGAUUGUUUCUGCCUUUGUGGGAUUCAGUGUUAUCCCCCAGGAACUGUCUGCCCCCACCAAGGCACCGUGGAUUUGGCUGCCUCAUCCAGGUGAGUGGAACUGGCCUUUGCUGACGACCAGAGCUCUGGCUGCAGGCAUCUCCAUGGCCUUGGCAGCCUCCACCAGUUCCCUGGGCUGCUAUGCCCUGUGUGGCCGGCUGCUGCAUUUGCCUCCCCCACCUCCACAUGCCUGCAGUCGAGGGCUGAGCCUGGAGGGGCUGGGCAGUGUGCUGGCCGGGCUACUGGGAAGCCCCAUGGGCACUGCAUCCAGCUUCCCCAACGUGGGCAAAGUGGGUCUUAUCCAGGCUGGAUCUCAGCAAGUGGCUCACUUAGUGGGGCUACUCUGCGUGGGGCUUGGACUCUCCCCCAGGUUGGCUCAGCUCCUCACCACCAUCCCAAUGCCUGUGGUUGGUGGGGUGCUGGGGGUGACCCAGGCUGUGGUUUUGUCUGCUGGAUUCUCCAGCUUCUACCUGGCUGACAUAGACUCUGGGCGAAAUAUCUUCAUUGUGGGCUUCUCCAUCUUCAUGGCUUUGCUGCUGCCAAGAUGGUUUCGGGAAGCCCCGGUCCUGUUCAGCACAGGCUGGAGCCCCUUGGAUGUAUUACUGCACUCACUGCUGACACAGCCCAUCUUCCUGGCUGGACUCUCAGGCUUCCUACUAGAGAACACGAUUCCUGGCACACAGCUUGAGCGAGGCCUAGGUCAAGGGCUACCAUCUCCUUUCACUGCCCAAGAGGCUCGAAUGCCUCAGAAGCCCAGGGAGAAGGCUGCUGAAGUGUACAGACUUCCUUUCCUCAUCCAAAACCUCUGUCCCUGCAUCCCCCAGCCUCUCCGCUGCCUCUGCCCACUGCCUGAAGACCCUGGGGAUGAGGAAGGAGGCUCCUCUGAGCCAGAAGAGAUGGCAGACUUGCUGCCUGGCUCUGGGGAGCCGUGCCCUGAAUCUAGCAGAGAAGAGUUUAGGUCCCAGAAAUGACCAGCACGCCUACUGCUGCCCUGGUUAAUUUAGCCCUAACUCUCAUCUGCUGGAGAGUCAGCUCCCAAACUGUUCUUUCUCGUAGGCAGAGGGUAUGUGUGUGUGUAUUACAUGGGCCCAUCUAGAGGUUCCAUUUCCCAAUAGGGUGGGUUGCCUUUCCUUGUCUUAAUUAGGCCUAACUGUUCCAGAGCAGAGACCAUGAUUUAGUGGACCAUGAAUGAAUGAGAUUUUGCCUGUGUACUAGCAAUGCCACUUGAACUCCAGCAUUCACUUUAAUAUUUAUUGAGCAUCUCCCAUGUGCAAGGUCCUGGAACUACAGGGAUAAGACAGGGUCCAUGCCCUCUCAAGGCAUUUACGGUUUAAAAAGACCUUUGUAAUUACUAACGAAAAUGCAAAGCAGAAAGCAGUCUGUAAUAAAGAUUAAAUAAUGCCGUGGGAGCAAA